Molecule: messenger RNA, 831 nt
Organism: Mercenaria mercenaria
Lineage: Eukaryota; Metazoa; Mollusca; Bivalvia; Venerida; Veneridae
Product: cytochrome c oxidase assembly factor 7-like
Exons: 3
Coding region: 53-769 (238 amino acids)
Cellular component (GO): mitochondrial intermembrane space
Molecular function (GO): protein binding
Source: RefSeq, a predicted model, not a curated record
CACGAAAUUUUCGAUACUAAUAACACAGAGCAAAGUGUCCGAAAACUGCAGAAUGCAACAACAACCUCAAGGAAAGGUUGAUCAUGAAAUCUUGGAGCACUACUACGAAAGACUAGAGAAAAAUAACAGAUUUCAUUGUUUUGAGCGAAAAGAUCCAGAAGCUUGCCACCAUCUUGGUAACUUCUUAGAAACAAAAAAGAAGAAAUUCACUGAGGCAUUUGAAGUGUACAAAGAUAAUUGCAUGAAGAGAGAAUAUGGGGACAGUUGCUUCCAGUAUGGACAGAUGUUAUACCAUGGCACAGGAGCUGAGAAGAACAUAUUAGAUGCAUAUAAAGCACAUUUACAGGGAUGUAAAGUGAAACGCUACAACGGUGGUUCCUGUGAUACAGUGGCACUGCAUUACAUAGACGAUAACAUUCAACCGGAGAUAAAAAAGAUACGUGGUAAAAAAGAUCCUAAAAAAGCACUUGAACUGUUCAAGAAAGGUUGUGAUGGAGAUGACGGCAUGGCAUGUCAUCAUGCAGCUGUUGCGUACAAGAAUGGUAUAGAGAAUUAUGUGAAGCCGGACCCCGAACUAAUGUUUAAAUAUGCAGUAAAAGCCUGUGAUUUCAGAAGUAAAGUCGGAUGUAAGUUAGUGGCAGAUGCAUACAAGUCUGGCAUUGGUACACAAAAAAAUGACAGAUUGUACGAGUAUUAUCAAAAGCAGUAUGAUUUAAUGGCGGGAAGAGGUGUUGCAAGGCGAGUAGAUAAAAACAGUCCAAGUAAAUAACAUAUAAUUUAAAAAAUCUAUAGUGAUAUUACAGUUUUAUUUUGAAAUAAAUUAAAAAUUAA